Messenger RNA from Erigeron canadensis, 509 nucleotides. RefSeq lists its product as uncharacterized. The record is from RefSeq and is a predicted model, not a curated record. Lineage: Eukaryota; Viridiplantae; Streptophyta; Magnoliopsida; Asterales; Asteraceae. The coding region runs from base 135 to 509 and encodes 124 amino acids. The transcript is spliced from 5 exons.
CUUGAUGAUUCAGACUAAGAGAUUUUGGUUGGUCAUGGGUCGGAAGGAGAUCCAAUUAGAGCCGACAUUCCAAAGAAUGGAAGUGCGGUGGACGGCAGAUUCGUGUAACAUGGUGGGUUAAACUGGGGGAUCAAAUGAUAAGAAAAGUUACAGAAUCCGAGUUCAUAUUCGGUGAUUCUAACUUGUAUGACUGCAAAGAAGAUAUGGGUGAAUUGGAGGUGCCAAGUUCAUCAUCAACGCAGAUAAUUGAUGGUGAUGAUGUGCGUGCACUACAAACCUUCAAAUCGGCUCUCAGGGACCUAAAUCAGGUCAAUCUAAAUACAAUUCAUAAAGUCCCAACAGUGAACACACUUGCUGAACUUUUAGAGUGGGGACACGAUAGGAAACGUAAUUUGUUCCCUGAUGAAGAGAUGAUUCUGUUCAAAACUACAAUUGAGAUGGUUGAUGUUCGAAUAAGGAAUGAGUGGUACCUGAUCACGUGCACAAUGGCCUGUGUAGGAAGGGCCUAA